This is a messenger RNA of Linum trigynum, 3279 nucleotides long. Lineage: Eukaryota; Viridiplantae; Streptophyta; Magnoliopsida; Malpighiales; Linaceae. The record is from the annotation of a GenBank genome assembly.
AGAACUAAGCAUGGCAUAUAUUAGGGAAAUGUUUAAGUCAGGAGAAGGGAAGAUGGUUUGAUCUCAGUAACGAUCUCACCGUCCAUGGCGAUAUGAAACUAAGAUAGGGAUGGGAAUGACAAGGAAUUAACUAAGCAAUAAUUGGUGCAGCAAAGGAAGGGAUCGGCUGGCUAGGAUGAAGGGUGCAGACAGAAUUAGUUGGUUGCCAAGCAGUGUUAUGGAGCACAUUCUGACGUUUUUGCCGCUAUGAGAAGCAGUGAGGACGAGCUUUCUGUCAAGGGAAUGGAGGAACAAAUGGGUAAAUAUGCCCACCCUUGUCAUCGAUGACAAGUUUGGUAAGGUAGUGAAACCAGUCGCAGGUGGUACUUCACCUGAACUAGCAUCUGCCGAGGUGCAUCUACUCCUUCAACCGACUCACGAAGUUGAAGUUGUGUGGUUGCAAGCUCACAUCCUCUAACGUUGCCUUUGGCAGUGCUGCGUUUGCUGAGCUCAACAUUCUCGAGCUUAGAGAUUUAGCAGUACCACAAGCUGGUGAAGCUUGUUUCAGCUUCAACUGCCUGUUGCUUUCUGCAUUGACCAUGGAAGAUUGCGGCUCUUCCGCCAACAAGAUCAGCAUUGUCAUUGAGGCUCCUAAACUCGAAUAUUUUCAUCUAGACGGGAGCUAUAGCUUGCUGGAGCUGAAGCAUACUCAAUACUCAAAACUGUAGAUGUUCAUCAAGCUGUUAGCAUCAUUGAGGACAAAGGAUACUCAAAAACUUUUUGAAAUUUACAGCCGGUCUUCCAGCAGUGGAGCAUCUUUCUCUUUCUGGUUAUUUCUACAACGUACGUAACUAAAAAUUUCUCUUCUCAGCUCGGCUUCAACCUUCAGUUUAAUUUAUGCAUACAGGAAUUUUUUUUUUUCCUACUGCUAGUUAGACUAAUUCAAUUCUGACAAUUAUAUACAUUUGGUGUUUCAGUACUUGAUGAUCGGAGGUGACCAUGCAGUUAAGUUUCGCAAGCUGCGGAACCUUAAGCAUCUUAACCUUAAGCAUCCAGGGAGGGAUGCUACGCUUAGUGCCUAUGUGUGGUCUGCUAAUGAGUUGAUGAGCGUUUCCCCUGGCUUGCCUGAACUAACCAUCAACAUUGGGAAGCCACACAAAUCUGGUGAAGUAGGGCUGGGUGUAAUGGCGAUAGAUCGGAGGAGGAGGAUCAGGCCGGAACUUAAGCGAGUGAAGGUGAAUCAAUUUGAUGGUACAAGGUUGGAAAUGGCUUUCGUCCGAUCGAUAGUGGGGGCAUCACCAGCACUUGAUAAGAUGGAAAUCGAGUUCUCAGCUGGCCAUGGAAUUGAAGAUCAAUGGUCGAUUUCUCAAGAGUUGUUGCAUCUUACGCGGGCCUCACCCACUGCCCGAAUCACGAUCAAGUAACUUGUAGCUAUAGCCAGUAAGCAGCCUAGCCAUCUACAUUAAGAUGGUUGGGUUUUCGAACAUGAUGGUCGAGAGGCGCUUUUGUCUAACCAAGCCAACCACACAAUUCCCAGGUUGGCAAUCAUUGAAAUUGACCCCAAAAUCAUGUGACGAACACCAUUGACUUCUUGUUUCAUUCAUCAUCAGAAAUUGACUUAUUUAGAAUCCAUAUUGUUGUGUAUAAUCACAAUGAGAGGCCAGAGACAUAACAGACGACAGACAUCAGACAAAAAGGGUUCAGUUUACCUCUAAUUUCUUGUGCUUUCUAUGUAUGUUGUGCGUAUGUCCGUAUCGUUGCCGGCCGACAAACAGGAUGAUACACUGUGUUGAUCCGAAAUUCUCCUUUUAAGAAUAUCCAAUCCAACGAGUAGGAAACAAAACAGGGCCGAGAAUUCUCGCAAAAGUACGUUGCGGGGAUCGCCGGCGUGCUUGACAAUGCUGCUGGUUUUUGUCCUACUCCCGCAAAUAAAAGAGUUGCCACAAUAUUAGAAUGCCAAAGCCUGCUCCUCGUGAUCAUUUCAGCCAAAUAGCCACCUUUUCUUACUAUGGUGGCUGUGAACAAACACACACCAUGGCAUCAAUCCCUUCUUCUUGCACAACCAGAGACAUUAUCGGCAGCUCGAAAACACAAAGUGCAGUACAACUCUGCAUCCCUCUCUCGCACUCAAAGAGAUUUUCAUUCAGGAAAACAGGACAGGAGAAGACGAGGCAUUAGCGAAAACCUUUCAGCUUUCACCCCCACUUGCUUCAGAUGUUUCCCCAAGGUAUGCCCUUUUUUACAUGAUCUGUCGAAAAGCUGCGAUUCAACAUUUCCGGCAUAGUCGAAGUUUAGCAUGAACAUGUAGGAACAUGCAGAACCGGCUCUAGAUGCAUCGAAGACUCGUUCUUUAUGAAGCUACCGAUAUCUUUGUACUCAAUCAUGAUCGAAGGCGUUGAAAUAUACACGUAAAAAAAAAAAAGGUUGAUUGAUUGAUUGCCAAUGUUGAAUAAUAGAGAGUGACAAUGGGUGAUGAGCAACUUGGUAUUGCCAGCAUCCUAUACACUUGUUACUAUGUGUUUUCCUAUGUGCCGCAAAACUAUAAAGCAAACUUCCUACUUACACACCUCAAAGAUUAAGCAACAAGCGCGGACGUCGUCUCUGUUGUUGGUUUGAUGAUGGUUUUUUAUUGGCUUCUGAACUUAAGAACCAAGCAGCUUCUUCCAUCUUGCAUAUCCUAGAACCAUAAAGAAAAGCAGGAAGGACCCUGCAGUAGAGCCCCCGACGACAUAGCCAAAUAUCCCUUCUAUAUCAUACAGUGUGCAAGGGAUAUUCAUCCCAAACACUGAUGCAAUCAAGGUUUCCACUGCUACUGCAAAUGAAGCUAUGGUCAACGUCAGUUGGAGCUGAAUUAGUUCGUUUCGCUGGUUGUCAAGCUGGAUGUUCACAUAGUCCUCUGUGUCAUCAAUGUAUUCACGGACCUGCAAGAACAGCACAGACGAAUAUUGUUAUUUGAAUUAAGUUUUUCAUGAUAGAAUGAUCAGAGCCAAGCAGACACAAACCCUCGUAACCACUGGUCAAUACCCAAAAAAAAAAAAAACCAUUCAACCAUUUUAGAAAAACUAUCAAAUCAACCAAUCCAUCAAGUUUAGGCUAUGUUUAUCACAAAUUUCCCUUCUCCUUUAAGUUAGCUGCGAAAAUUCAGACACAUCGUACAAAAGUAUGCAUGGAAUCAACUGCUCAUUUAAGGUUACAGUUCAUAAACUUGAUGUCUUUCCAGAUACUAUUUGAUGGAGGGAUAUCAAAUUCAGAAGUUCGUAGGGGGAGCAUAAUCCAGAUGAAUAAUUUGUUCAGUAUUUG